AUGGCUCCUCCUCGCACGAAGAAAGUCCGGUCUUCGACCGAUUCCAGCUCAACGGCGCGCCCGCAAACCGUUACCCUCCAAUCGCCUGCGAGAACACCAGUGCAGAGUCCCCGAAAGAGGAGCAUGACGAUCACGGAAGGACAGAAGCAAGCGUUGAUUGAUAAUCUACAACUAGAGAUCACGGAACGCGCGCGAAAGCUUCGAGCUCAAUACGCCCUCCAAGCUCAAAGUCUACGGACUCGAAUUGAGUUACGGAUAAAUCGUAUUCCGACUUCUCUCCGUAAUGCGAACAUGGGGGAGCUAUUGGAGAAGUACAAAGAGAUGUCGGAUCCCAAACGACAGAGCGCGCCUCAAGAGGAGGAGGAGGCCGUAGAAAUUGCUCAUUCGAGCGAGUCCAGGCCCGUCUUGGUGUCAGAAGGUUCCAAUUCAACAGAUAUGACCAAGUUCCGAGGCACAAAGAGAACCAGGCGAGUCCUUAUGUGCGAUCUAGCCGUGCCUCCGAUUCUAACGAGCCGCAGCGACGCAAUAAACUCCGCAGACAAGGAGAACAACGCCCAGUCCAUGGAAGCGAUACCCAAUCCCAAGAAGCGAGCCAAAAUGACAACUACUGCGAAAUCGCGCCAAGCUACGAACCCGUCUACUGUACUUUCCCCCAAAUCAGCUAACUCACGCACUCUUCCCCAAUCGCCAGUCCACCCAGAGCUCAAGUCGCCGCAGAAGUUAUACUUUGCACAUCCAACGUCACCUCUGAAACCAAUAUCACCUAUCAAAUUGGCAUCACCUGCCAAAGCUGCCGCAGCAGCAGCAACAGCAAACCUAGCCAGUAUGGUGACUGAGAAAGUAAAACCCGGCCGUCCGAAAGCAGCAGCAGGUCGUAAAGCUAGCAAUCCUACGACAACGAAACCAGCGGUCGGAAGGCCAAAGCGGGGUGCGGCUAUAGCCAAAGAACCGGAGGAUAUGAGGAAAGUGAGCAAUCAAAGUGAUACAUCAAGUAUCUCUACGAGUACCACCAUUGUGAAGAAUGCGAAAAAGGCACCUGUAGCAGCUGCAAAGAACAACGAGGUUGGCGUGCGUGCCGUGGGGAAGAAGGUCGCUGCGGGCACGAGGAUGCCACCGCCUGGAAGAAGGGUCUUGAGAAAGAGAGUAUGA
Letharia columbiana is the source of this 1149-nucleotide messenger RNA. RefSeq lists its product as uncharacterized. Gene Ontology annotation, biological process: mitotic sister chromatid segregation. The transcript is spliced from 2 exons. The coding region runs from base 1 to 1149 and encodes 382 amino acids. NCBI's taxonomy places the organism in Eukaryota, Fungi, Ascomycota, Lecanoromycetes, Lecanorales, Parmeliaceae. Gene Ontology annotation, cellular component: chromosome, centromeric region; spindle midzone; chromosome passenger complex. The record is from RefSeq and is a predicted model, not a curated record.